UCAAAUAUGAGGGUGACCCACCCACAUUGUACUCAUGUGUUAAUAUUUCUAUCAGUUUUUUUCUGGAUUUCUGUGGCAAGUGCAUUCGUUGUACACUUUACCACAAAACCCAAGGACGCAGACUACUUCGUAGCGACCGAUGCCAUUCUUCGAUGGGAAUAUUCCAGCCGGGAGACGAUCAAGUAUGUAAAAUUUGGAGUUCAAAGCGGCAAAGACGAUGUUGCUAUUGUAGUGAAAGAUGUUACUGCUAAAACCGUUCAGUUCAACAGCUUGGUUCGGCCAGAAGUAACAGCAUCAUUUAUCGGCCGAGUGAGCGCAGUGAAAGACGAACUAGCAAGUUUCAAGAUUAAAAAUCUCACGCUGAACGAUACUGGAAGGUAUUUUUGCAGUUUGGACCCGGGAAAAGAGAGUGUGUCUGUAGCUGAGUAUGUCGAACUAACUGUUGUAG
Stylophora pistillata is the source of this 448-nucleotide messenger RNA. Its product is annotated as neural cell adhesion molecule 2. The record is from RefSeq and is a predicted model, not a curated record. NCBI's taxonomy places the organism in Eukaryota, Metazoa, Cnidaria, Anthozoa, Scleractinia, Pocilloporidae. Gene Ontology annotation, molecular function: protein binding.